This is a messenger RNA of Staurois parvus, 340 nucleotides long. The record is from the annotation of a GenBank genome assembly. Lineage: Eukaryota; Metazoa; Chordata; Amphibia; Anura; Ranidae.
UCCCUGCAGUAGUUUGUGUCUCUGCCCCUCCCACAAUGGGGAGAUUUCCAUGCAAUAGUUUGUCUCUGCUUCUCCCACAAUGGGGAGAUCUCCCUGCAGUAGUUUGUGUCUCUGCCCCUCCCACAAUGGGGAGAUUUCCCUGCAGUAGUUUAUGUCUCUGCCCCUCCCACAAUGGGGAGAUUUCCCUGCAGUAGUUUUGUGUCUCUGCCCCUCCCACAAUGGGGAGAUUUCCCUGCAGUAGUUUAUGUCUCUGCCCCUUCCACAAUGGGGAGAUUUCCCUGCAGUAGUUUGUGUCUCUGCCCCUCCCACAAUGGGGAGAUUUCCCUGCCGUAGUUUUUGU